Molecule: messenger RNA, 2049 nt
Organism: Aspergillus ochraceoroseus IBT 24754
Lineage: Eukaryota; Fungi; Ascomycota; Eurotiomycetes; Eurotiales; Aspergillaceae
Product: potassium transporter
Exons: 3
Coding region: 1-2049 (682 amino acids)
Biological process (GO): intracellular potassium ion homeostasis; potassium ion import across plasma membrane
Cellular component (GO): plasma membrane
Molecular function (GO): high-affinity potassium ion transmembrane transporter activity
Source: RefSeq, a predicted model, not a curated record
AUGCCUCCCGCCGAGCUGCACAUCGACCAAUCCCCACUCCGGCUCUGCCACCACUACUUCUACAUCCUGUUUUGGGUUCUGGUGACUGCGAUCAUUCUCUAUGUCCCCGGCGGACUAUCGCUCAUUGAUGCCCUGCUGCUUGCUUCCGGGGCGGCCACACAGGGCGGAUUGAACCCUGUAGACCUCAACAAGCUCCAUGUUGUCCAGCAGAUCGCCCUGUGGGUGAUUCCCAUGGUCACAAACGUGAUCGUUCUCAAUACAUUAAUCGUGUUGCUGCGGCUGUACUGGUUCCGGAACCGGUUUCGGCAUGUUCUCGAUCAAGCAAAGGCGACGUCCGAGUCUGAGGGGAUCCAGGAAUCCAUGGAGAUGAAUCGGUCUGCCCUGAGUGUGGCGGUGUCCCAGGGGAGGACGAGUCAGGAACAGCCCUUGCUGGUGGCCGCGAGUGCAGCCCAAGAACCCGACGAAGGCGAAUCGGGAGACCUGUCUGGGUCGUCGAGAACGGCCAGGUCAAGCGUUUCCAGCUCGACGGGGUUGCAGGUUGCGUUUCGGGAGCCGGAGAUCGAGGACGAACCUAAACACCAUCACGACCGAUCGUAUUCGGAGCAGCAGCGUGGACAUCAUCAUCAUCAUCAUCAUCAUCAUGAUCUGUCAUAUCUUCCCGCGGCGGUGACCAGGCCGCACUCGCUUGCGAAUUACUCCGAUUGGAAUGAGAGACAGAAGGAGGAACUAGGCGGGAUCGAGUACCGGGCGUUGAAGACGCUGCUGGUCAUUUUGCUCUGCUACUUCUUUUUAUUCCACCUCCUGGGCCUGGUGGUCUUUGUGAUCUGGGCUCUAUCGAGCGCGCAGUAUGACCACGUCUUCGACAGCACGGAGGUAAACCAGACCUGGUGGGCGAUCUUCACGGCGGGUUCGGCGUUCAAUGAUCUGGGAUACACCCUCACGCCGAACUCGAUGGAGUCGUUUCGAUCGGCCCCAUUCCCUUUGCUCCUGAUGACGUUUCUCAUCAUCAUCGGCAAUACGGGAUUCCCUUGCAUGCUCCGGUUUAUCAUCUGGCUGCUGUCCAAGGUCACGUCGUGCGGCUCCGCGCUGGACGAGGAACUGCAAUACCUGCUCGAUCGCCCGCGACGCUGCUUCACGCUGUUGUUCCCCAGUGCGGAAACCUGGAGACUCGGGGCGGUGCUGUUGCUGCUCAGCGUCAUUGACCUGGCCAUUUUCUGGGCCCUGGAAACCACUCCAUACCGCGAAGAACAAAUCUCUUUCGGAAUGGAAAUCGUAAACGGGCUGUUCCAGAUCGCAUCCACCCGAACCGCCGGGUUCUCAGCCAUGCCUCUGUCGCAGCUGUACCCCGGCGUGCAAGUGUCCUUCAUCGUGAUGAUGUACAUCUCCGCGUUCCCGACGGCAAUCGCCAUGCGCAAGACCACCGUCUACGAAGAACAGAGCCUAGCAAUCGACGAGGAACCCGACGCCGAACACAGCCAACCAGGCCCCGCACAGGGUCUAGUCGGGCACAUUCAGCGCCAGCUAGGGUUUGAUCUCUGGUUCAUGAUGCUGGGGUUCUUCACCAUCGCCGUGGUAGAGGGCCAGCGACUCCGCCAGAGCAACAACGACGACGCGGCAUUCGCACUGUUUCCCGUUCUGUUUGAGAUUGUCUCUGCGUACGGUACCGUCGGGCUCUCGCUCGGAUACCCGGGCACGGACACAAGUCUGUGCGGCGAGUUUACGAGCGUCUCGAAGCUGGUCAUCGUGGCCAUGCAGGUGCGCGGUCGGCACCGUGGCUUGCCGCAUGCUGUUGAUCAUGCGAUCCUGCUCCCGCGUGAAGCAGGGGUUUCGACGCAGCAAGAGGGCCGAGAAUGGUGGCGGUGGAAGCGUCGAUUCGCUUUUGGGAGGGUUACCCUAGGGUACCAGACCCUAGGGUAUGGUCGGAGUCAAGCUGCAAGCAUUCUAUUUCUAUAUAGAAAAUCCCGGCAGAGAAUCCACAAGGCGAACUCAUCCGUGGUUCAAUUUGCAGUCGGCGCGGAGAGACCGACUCCCCGAUGGGUAACGGUCUAG